UCUUCUUCUCUUUCUCUCUCGUUAUUGCGAAUUUCGAGGGGUUUAUCCUAAAUUCUUUCUACUCACAGGUUAUGUUGAUGGGUUGGUUUUAAUUAUUCAUGUUGCGGGUUCAUAAGAGUGGUAGAAAAAGGCGUUUGGGUUUGCUGUGAAUGGGGAAAGUAAAGGAAGGAAUGGGGGAGGCGUUUUCGAACGAAAGGGAGUCGAAGAAAUUGAAGAGGAGAAGGCGGGCGAAGGGCUCUUCUGGGAAGUAUUUGAAGCCUGGUGCUCUGUCGAAGCUGCGGUGCAGCAAGGGCUCGGUUGGUAAAUCUUGUACUUAUCUUGGAAGGAAGAGGGUGGCUGUGUUGGAUGCUGGGAAGACUAAGAGGAAUAAUGCGGGGCUUGAGGACAAGGUUUCUGAUAGAAGUCCUUUGAUGUUGUCGCCUGUCAAGUUGGUGAUGCAUAUAAAUCAUAUUAGUACCCCAAGAACUCCUCGAGUUGAAAGCUGCGAAUCAGAGUCACGGCUGGAAUCUCUGCCUAUGGAUCUAUUGGUGAAAGUACUUUGCCAUUUGCACCACGACCAACUGAGGGCUGUAUUCCAUGUCUCUCAACGGAUCAGAAAAGCUGUUUUGAUGGCGAGGCAGUUCCACUUUAAUUACACAACCCCAGAUCGAUCCAGGCAGGAGAUGUUGAGAACAACCACCCCUCGACCCACUGAACACUGGCCCUUUGUAAGCAAGGGAGAUGGAAAAGGCUUUUCAUUGCCAAGCCCCCACACUCCGAAAGCGCCAAGACACGGUCCUCGACCGCCAUCUCGUCUGAAAGUUUCAGAGAUGAGACAGGUUGCUGCUGUUCUGUUUCAAGAAACAGGUUUUCCUUCAAGAUGCAUGGUUCCCUCUGUUAUACCUAAGCCACUCUGCAAAUCCCUGGCUUCGAACCGGGUUCUGUUCUACGAGGAGGAGUUGUGCCAAGCUGUUGCUCAAAAUAAACUUCGUUGAUUGAUGUAGUUGGCAAUUUCUCGUUGUCUGUUGUUUUUGUGUAUAUAGGAUUUGUGUUGUUGCCUGUAGCAGGUUGGUUUGUUGAGCCAAUAUAGGAAUUCUACAAAUUUUGUAGCUGCGUUUGAUGCAGAUUAGGGGUAUCAUGGAAGUUCUUGUUCUGUUGGAAUGAGGGUUUUAAUGAUUGAUUCAGACUGUAGCUGUGGGAAUAAUCUAUUCCAAACUGGUUACUUGUAUAGUUCUAUAUAUAUAUCUUCUAAAGAGUGGUUUUCUGCUACUUCUCUUU
Messenger RNA from Cucurbita moschata (crookneck pumpkin), 1257 nucleotides. Its product is annotated as F-box protein At4g35930. The record is from RefSeq and is a predicted model, not a curated record. The transcript has 5 exons. The coding region runs from base 150 to 974 and encodes 274 amino acids. NCBI's taxonomy places the organism in Eukaryota, Viridiplantae, Streptophyta, Magnoliopsida, Cucurbitales, Cucurbitaceae. Gene Ontology annotation, molecular function: protein binding.